CCAAUGAGCUUCAAGCAUGCAUGAACCCAGCAACCAAUGGGCAGCAUUCAUUGAAGUAUAUAAACCAAGGUCUGACAUUUUGCAAAGCUGGGCAACCCCUACAUUGGCUUUGGUGAACAGGAUCUGAUCCCAAGGACUGUUACCUUUUCUCCUGUGCAGAUUAACAGAAAAGUGCAACCAUGACUAAGAACUGCAACAACGAUUACAAGAUGAAGUUCUCCUUGGAGGAGGAGUUCCCUGACCUUUCUCAGCACAACAACCACAUGGCCAAGGUGCUGACUAAGGACAUCUACAACAAACUCAGGAGCAAGUCUACUCCCAGUGGAUUCACCUUGGAUGACUGCAUUCAGACCGGUGUGGACAACCCCGGCCACCCCUUCAUCAUGACUGUCGGCUGUGUGGCUGGCGAUGAGGAGUCCUACGAGUACUUCAAGGAGCUGUUCGACCCCAUCAUUUCCGACCGUCACGGUGGCUACAAGCCCACUGACAAGCACCAUACCGAUCUGAACUGGGAGAACCUGAAGGGUGGUGAUGACCUUGACCCCAACUACGUUCUGAGCAGCCGCGUGCGUACCGGCCGUAGCAUCAAGGGAAUCACACUGCCACCACACAACAGCCGUGGUGAGCGCAGAGCUGUUGAGAAACUCUCCAUUGAGGCUCUGAACAGCCUGGAUGGUGAGUUCAAGGGCAAAUACUACCCUCUGAAGGACAUGACUGAUAAGGAACAGGAGCAGCUUAUUGCUGACCACUUCCUCUUUGACAAGCCCGUAUCCCCACUGCUGCUGGCUGCCGGCAUGGCCCGUGACUGGCCUGACGCAAGAGGCAUCUGGCACAAUGACAACAAGACCUUCCUUGUGUGGGUGAACGAGGAGGAUCACCUGCGUGUCAUUUCCAUGCAGCAGGGCGGCAACAUGAAGGAGGUCUUCAAGAGGUUCUGUGUUGGUCUGCAGAAGAUUGAGGAGGUCUUCAAGAAGCACAACCACGGUUUCAUGUGGAACGAGCAUCUUGGUUUCAUCCUCACCUGCCCCUCUAACUUGGGUACCGGCCUGCGCGGUGGCGUGCACGUCAAGCUGCCCAAACUCAGCACACAUGCCAAAUUCGACGAGAUCCUGACCAGACUGCGUCUACAGAAGCGUGGCACAGGUGGUGUGGACACCGCUUCCGUCGGAGGCGUGUUCGACAUCUCCAACGCUGAUCGUCUGGGCUCCUCUGAGGUUCAGCAGGUGCAGUUGGUGGUUGAUGGUGUGAAGCUCAUGGUUGAAAUGGAAAAGAAACUGGAGAAGGGAGAGUCCAUCGACGGCAUGAUCCCUGCCCAGAAGUAAAAUGGGAAACAUGGUUGUUUUUUUACUUAUUCUUUUACGCCAUCUGCCAAGCACAUUCGCUUGAUUUUUCCAAGAGACACUACACCUUGCUCCCGUUUUCCUACUUCCUUUCUUUCCUGUCGUCUUCUUUUUUUCUUCCUAUACUUCCUGUUAUCUUUCUGUUCCUUCUGUAACAUCCUGGGAUCAAAUGUCCACAUAGCUAGCAAAGCCUAGCUAUGUUGUAUUCACCUAAAUAUUUUUGGUUGUACAAAGUUAAUAAACGGCCCCAUGUAACAAUCA
This is a messenger RNA of Misgurnus anguillicaudatus (oriental weatherfish), 1601 nucleotides long. It is a transcript of the gene ckmb, whose product is annotated as creatine kinase, muscle b. NCBI's taxonomy places the organism in Eukaryota, Metazoa, Chordata, Actinopteri, Cypriniformes, Cobitidae. Gene Ontology annotation, biological process: phosphocreatine biosynthetic process. Gene Ontology annotation, molecular function: creatine kinase activity. The record is from RefSeq and is a predicted model, not a curated record.